This is a messenger RNA of Adelges cooleyi (spruce gall adelgid), 888 nucleotides long. RefSeq lists its product as uncharacterized. The transcript has 2 exons. The record is from RefSeq and is a predicted model, not a curated record. NCBI's taxonomy places the organism in Eukaryota, Metazoa, Arthropoda, Insecta, Hemiptera, Adelgidae. Bases 1 to 888 code for a protein of 295 amino acids.
AUGGCCGGAAAGGGGAAAGGUAUACGCAUGAGCAGCAGCAGCAGCAGACGUAAGCGGACGUGCGAAGAGCCGAAAACGAAACUCUUGGCGGUCAAAGUGAUAACGAUAAGUUUUAAGGAGAGAAAAUUCUUACACAUAGGAUGCGCGUGGACGGAGACGGGAUAUGCUCCGGCAGCGAUGAUUGUGUGUUCCAACGGAUUUAUGAACUUGAGCUUAAAUCAAAUCGUCGGACUGGUAACGGGUAUUAAUGAUCUCACGCGGUUCGUGGGCAGCAAUCAACGCGCGGCGUUCCACGUACAACCGCCGGACGGUAUUAUCAUUAAAAAAACCAGAUGUUUUUCAAAGUCAUACCUGAUCAUCAACGACGCGCACACCCGCCUUACGCUGACCGAAGAAAAUUUGUUAACGUUGGAGUGGAAUCGCGAAGCAAUCGUACGGGCACUUGAUGAUAACGCGAAAAUAUGUACAGCCCUGACGGAGCAAUACGGCACGAUGAAGAAUGCGAUGACGGUGGAGGUGAUAAAUCGAUACGCAACAAUGUCGGUCGAUGAGGUGUACACCGCAAUGAUGAAUCAUCCUGUACACGGAUUACCACCGCGAGAACCAAGUUAUUACAAAGAAAUCGCGGUCAUAGAAUACAAACGGCUGUGCGACGAAAUAUGGGGAGAAAAUGUUAAUACGAUGAUGAUGAUGCCUAACUCACAAUGGAAUUUAGCAGAGUUACUUGACGGUUACACAGAUAAGAACGACGUGGUGGAGGAGGAGGAGGAGAAGACGAGUACUACACCAGUAACCAAGUCAGACGGUGGGAGCAUUGCUUCACCACCACCACCACCACCACCACCACCGCCGUGCGAUAGUGUGGAUGACAUGACGGUCGAAACCUGA